AUGGAGGAGCUGAGCAGCGUGGGAGAGCAGGUCUUCGCCGCCGAGUGCAUCCUUAGCAAGCGGCUCCGCAAGGGCAAGCUGGAGUACCUGGUCAAGUGGCGAGGCUGGUCCUCCAAGCACAACAGCUGGGAGCCCGAAGAGAACAUCCUGGAUCCCCGGCUGCUCCUGGCUUUCCAAAAGAAGGAACAUGAAAAAGAAGUACAGAAUCGGAAGAGGGGCAAGCGGCCCCGGGGCAGGCCCAGGAAACACGUGGAACCAGAGAUGCCUGCGAAAACUAAGUCAAGUAGCUCCUCUUCCUCCACAUCCUCCUCUUCUUCCUCCUCUGAUGAAGAGGAUGAAAGUGACCUGGAAGCAAAGAGAGGUCCCCGCAGCAGAGAGACGCACCCAGUGCCACAGAAGAAAGCUCAGAUCCUGGUGGCGAAGCCUGACAUGAAAGAUGCUUCCAGGAAGAAGCGUGGGCGGAAACCUCUUCCCCCGGAGCAGAAAGCAGCUCGAAGGACUGUGAACCUGCCAAAGGUGCUGAAAACAUCCCGGAAGGAGGUGGGGGGCAGUGCCAAGCUGGUGGGGAAGCUGCAGCCCCAGCACAGCACACAGGGCUCAGGCAUGGCCGUGCUGAAGGACCCAGCAGGUGCCUUGGCUGGGCUCAGCUCAGGAGGAUCAUCAGCAGAAAACCUGCCCAACAUGAUGAAGAGCGGCUCGACAAGCCCCAGCCAGGCCAUCAGCUGGCAGAGCUCCAUCGUGCACUACAUGAACAGGAUGUCCCAAAGCCAGACGGCAGCUGAGAGCUCAGCGCUGGGCAGGCUGGCACUGAAGGCACAGGCAGCCAGUAAGAGCAGCUUAGGGCUGGACUUGAAAAUGAGGAGCCAGAAAGGCUCUGGGGAGCUGGGGCUCAACGUGCAGGGACCCAAGACUGCAAAGGCUCCCGGCAGUGGUGCCGGAGGAGACCAGAAAUCAGGGUUUGCUGUAGGAGGCCAAAUGCUGCCCAACGGCAGCAAGACACCAGCGAGCUCAUCUGGGGCCGGCCUCCAGCCAGCCUCCAGCCAGGAGCUGAACCUGCAGGCUCUGAACCUGCAGAGCGUCAAAAACGGGCCGAGCGCGGCCGGCGGGAGCACUCCCCGGCACCUCUGCGGAGCCCUGGCCAAGGGCUGUGGCGGCGGCGCGGCCAGCGUGGGUGCCAGCGGUGCCAAGGGCGGGGUGGCGGGCGCCAGGCUGGCCGCUGCCGGUGCGCUCGCGGGCGGGGACGGCACCAAGAGCAAGAAGCAGACGCACCGAGCGGGUGACAGGGACUCGGCCAAAGGCGGCACGGCCGGCGCACAGGAGGGACACGCGACCACGGAGAACCGCAAGCCGUCUGCCCUGUCCGAAGUGAGCACGGGCGAGGACACCAGCUCAGAUUCAGACCGGGACUCGACUUCCUUCCCGGGUGUGGGUCAGAACAUGUCUGUCUCCAUCCAGACCAGCCAGGACUGGAAACCCACCCGCAGCCUGAUCGAGCACGUCUUUGUCACCGAUGUCACUGCUAACCUGAUCACAGUGACGGUCAAGGAGUCUCCCACCAGCGUCGGGUUUUUCAACCUAAGGCAAUACUGA
Molecule: messenger RNA, 1590 nt
Organism: Myiozetetes cayanensis
Lineage: Eukaryota; Metazoa; Chordata; Aves; Passeriformes; Tyrannidae
Gene: CBX2
Product: chromobox 2
Biological process (GO): negative regulation of transcription by RNA polymerase II
Cellular component (GO): heterochromatin; PRC1 complex
Source: RefSeq, a predicted model, not a curated record